GCGGUCAAUGCAUUUAUUCUGCACCUAUAUAACAAUGGCUUUAAGGUGACUGUCCCUCAAGUGACCACAAAUGGGAAAUAUUUAUCGUUUCAAGACAUCCCAUCACCAGAUGAACGAUCAACACGAGAUGACAUUUUGAAUGAGGGGUCAGAGGGGACAUAUGGGGUCAGGCUAUUGGAGUUCAUAAGUGGGAAGCUGUUAAAGGAUGUGCCCUUUACUCCCGAUAUACUCACAGAAUGUGGUCAAGUGUUGGCUCAGAUGACGAUCGCUCUUCAGACAUUUGAGAGCCCAGUGCUAAGAGUUCGUACAUCCAGUUGGUCUCUACUAAGUGUGUUAGACGUCAGACAAUAUUUAGAUGCCGUCCAAAAUCUGGAGGACAGGGCUAUAGUGUCGGCCGCUUUAGAUGAGUACGAGCGCACAGUUAUGCAGCACCUGGAUGAGUUUGAGCACUCAUUCAUUCACGGAGACUAUAAUGAGAUGAAUAUCAUUGUCCACAAGAAUUCCGAUGAAUAUCACGUGAAGGGAGUCAUAGACUUCGGUGAUAUUCACUACGCGCCC
Messenger RNA from Oppiella nova, 558 nucleotides. NCBI's taxonomy places the organism in Eukaryota, Metazoa, Arthropoda, Arachnida, Sarcoptiformes, Oppiidae. The record is from the annotation of a GenBank genome assembly.